This is a messenger RNA of Ricinus communis (castor bean), 990 nucleotides long. Its product is annotated as G-type lectin S-receptor-like serine/threonine-protein kinase LECRK1. Gene Ontology annotation, biological process: recognition of pollen. NCBI's taxonomy places the organism in Eukaryota, Viridiplantae, Streptophyta, Magnoliopsida, Malpighiales, Euphorbiaceae. The record is from RefSeq and is a predicted model, not a curated record. The transcript is spliced from 5 exons. The coding region runs from base 1 to 990 and encodes 329 amino acids.
AUGACAACCUUUAUCAAAGUAAGCAUCAGAGAAUUUGGGGCCAAGAGUGAAUUCUCAACAAAAAGCAAGAAUGAGCUGCAAAUUGGGAAUAGCUUUGCUGUUGGCAUUUGGUUUGCGAACAUCCAGCAGAGAACAGUCAUAUGGACGGCAAAUCGCGAUGACACUCCACUUCCAAGUGAUGUGAUCUUGACCUUGAGUACUGAUGGCAUGCUCGUCUUACAGUUUAAUCAAGGCCAGGAGAUACCCAUUUCAGAUGCUACUCUGUAUGCUUCCUCAGCCUCCAUGCUUGAUUCCACUUUUGAUGCUCCAACAGACACUAUUAUAUCAGGACAACGCCUUCUGGCAGGGAAACAACUGGUGGCUAGCAUCUCCAGCACAAAUCAUUCAAGUGGAAGAUUUGAACUUAUUAUGCAAACAGAUGUGAACCUGGUGAUGUAUCCUUCACAAUCUCCAAGAGCAGUAGCUUAUGCUUAUUGGUCUACAGCAACAUUUGCUGCUGGAAAUAAUUUGAUGGAUGGAAUAUUCAGGCUAUAUUCACAUAAUCUGGAUCAAAACGGUAAUUGGUCGAUUGAAUGGUCAUCAUCUGACCACUUGUGCGAUCCAAUUGUCUUGUGCGGCUUGAAUUCAUAUUGUACUCUAGCAGAUCGGGUUCCUACAUGUGUUUGUACUGCUGGAUUUGAUUUUAUUGAUCAGAGCCAGAAGAAUUUGGGCUGCAAGAAGAAUUCCUCUUCAAUUGAUUGUAUGAGCUUGGCAGAGAGUAAUUUUACCAUGCAUGAACUGAGGGAUAUAACAUGGGAAGCAAUAUCCUGUGCUCUUGUUCAUAGAUACCGUGCUUGGGAAUACAAAGCAAUCUCCACGGAAGCAAACAGAGAACGGGUUUGGGAUGUCUCUCUAAGAUCAUUUACAUACCAGGAACUCGAAAGGGCGACAGAUGGGUUCCGUGAAAAAUUAGGAAGGGGAGCUUUUAGGACAGCUUUCAAGGGAACCUAA